Molecule: messenger RNA, 1053 nt
Organism: Diaporthe amygdali
Lineage: Eukaryota; Fungi; Ascomycota; Sordariomycetes; Diaporthales; Diaporthaceae
Product: lcohol dehydrogenase
Exons: 4
Coding region: 1-1053 (350 amino acids)
Molecular function (GO): oxidoreductase activity
Source: RefSeq, a predicted model, not a curated record
AUGGCGACCGCAACUUCGUACGCAUAUCGUAUCCAUCUUCAUGAACGAGGUCCGACCUCAGCGGAUGGGAUCAUAAAAAACCUCAAACUAGAAGAGAUUCCCAAACCGCAGCCACGAAAAGGCCAAAUUUUGGUGCGGAUGAAAGCUGCCGCACUGAAUUAUGAUGAGCGAUACAAAACACGCACCGUUUCCCCGCGAGUUCCCUUGUGCGACGGCUCAGGCAUAGUAGAGAGCGUGAACGCCGAGCCAGGCUCAUCAAGAUGGAGAGUUGGUGAUCGCGUGAUCGUCGCCGCGAGCACCUCCUGGAAAUCCGCAGGGCCAGGCACAGAUGGUGAAAUGGACAACACCACGGUUCUCGGUGCCUCGGAUAUCGAUGGCGUCCUACAGCAGUACGUCGUAGUCGACGAGGAUGGUAUCGUAUCGGCCCCGGACAACCUCAGCUUCGAGGAGGCAGCUUCCCUGGGUGGGGCUUACGCUAGUGCCUGGAAUGCCUUGUUUGGCUGGUAUGUGCCGUUGAAGGCGGGAGAUGUUGUUGUCACUCAGGGCACUGGUGGUGUGAGCACUGCGGUCUUGCAAUUUGCUGCAGCCGCAGGGGCGCAGGUUAUUGCGCUGUCUUCCUCUCAGGAGAAGCUCGAGGCUGCAAAGCAACUUGGUGCCACCCACGGCCUCGACUCCAACGACCCGGAGUGGGAUGUGAAAGUUCGUGAACUUACCGAUGGGCACGGCGCAGACCACGUCGUGGAUGUCGUCGGCGCGUCGACUAUCGUCCGAUCUCUCCACGCAACGAGGCAAGGCGGACUCGUGACACUUAUUGGGUUCUUGUCCGCCUCGGAGAAACAUGAUUUGAUCCAAGACAUUAUUUUGGGUGCUAAGACUGUACGAGGCAUUGUCUACGCAAGUCUGCCUAUGCUAGAGAACAUGAAUGCCUUUAUCCAGAAGCAUGACCUCAAGCCGGUGUUGGGACACGUUUUUGAAUGGUCACAGGCUCCUGAGGCCUACUUAGCCCUCUUGAAUCUCAACACGGCGGGAAAGGUCGUCAUCAAAGUCGCAUGA